AUGUUAAUACUAGUACUUUUGUCCAUAUCAUCCGUUGAAGGUCAAGGAGGAGGUGGUGGUGCUCUGUUGCGAACUACCUUAGAUGGUCCUUGCAAGGCUCCUAUUGAGCUUCAAGUUGAAGGCACUGUGAAGGCUCCGGCAGACCCUGGUGCUUCCAAUGAGCCUAAAUGGAUUGCCUUCAAUAGAAUUGAAAUUCUCAAAUUGUCUAGUGGAGGACUUUUCGACGGCCAGAGAACCAUUGCUUAUAAAAAGGAAGGUUGCAAAGGAUGCAAAAACAUUACUUUCGAACAUUUCACCAUAUCUGCACGUGACGAAAGCCCAAACCCAGAUGGGAUUCACUUUGGGAGAUCAAAUGGGGUCAAUGUUCUUAACUCGGAGAUAAAAACUAGUGAUGACUGUGUUUCAAUUGGGGAUGGUUCCAAAAAUUUGGUUAUCAAUGGAGUAACUUGUGGACCAGGACAUGGUAUCAGUAUUGCCAGUCUCGGAUUGUUUGAAAAUGAAAAACUCGUUGAUGGAUUUAUAGUAAAAACUGCACCAUGA
Messenger RNA from Gossypium arboreum, 540 nucleotides. Its product is annotated as polygalacturonase-like. Lineage: Eukaryota; Viridiplantae; Streptophyta; Magnoliopsida; Malvales; Malvaceae. The transcript has 3 exons. Gene Ontology annotation, molecular function: polygalacturonase activity. The record is from RefSeq and is a predicted model, not a curated record. Gene Ontology annotation, biological process: carbohydrate metabolic process. Bases 1 to 540 code for a protein of 179 amino acids.